AUGCCCGUCGAACUGCGCAAACGCAAGGCACCGCAGCCACCGCCUGCCCCUGCGCCCGCCGCGAAAAAGGCCGCCACCAAGGCCGCCAGGCUUGCCAAGGCAAAGAAGCCAGAGUCUGCGCCAAAGAAGGAAGACGAGAAGCCCGCCCCUCCCCCUGCGCCCGCCGCGACACCGCCGUCUGGCAAAAAGAUUGCUGUCGGCCAGGUCAUCGACCUGGAUGGUUUCGGCGGAGAGGUCCAGACUAAUGAUGGCCGUACGACCACGCUGAGGAAACUGCUCGAGGAGAGCGGAAGCGGCGUCGUGCUCUUCACCUAUCCCAAGGCUUCUACUCCCGGAUGCACGAACCAAGCCUGCCUCUUUCGCGACUCGUACGUCCCCCUCACCGCCGGCGGCCUCGCCAUCUACGGCCUCAGCGCGGACUCGCCCAAGGCCAAUACCACCUUCAAGGAGAAGCAGAGGCUUCCCUACCCCUUGCUCUGCGAUCCGCAGGCAACUCUUAUCGCUGCCAUUGGGCUGAAGAAGCAGCCCAAGGGUACGCAGCGCGGCGUCUUUGUGGUUGACAAGAAGGGCAAGGUGCUUGUUGCCCAGCCGGGUAGUCCCGCCGGAACGGUGGAGAGAGUGAAGGCCUUGGUUGACGAGCUGAAGAAGUAG
Molecule: messenger RNA, 651 nt
Organism: Metarhizium album ARSEF 1941
Lineage: Eukaryota; Fungi; Ascomycota; Sordariomycetes; Hypocreales; Clavicipitaceae
Product: merozoite capping protein-1
Exons: 2
Coding region: 1-651 (216 amino acids)
Biological process (GO): cell redox homeostasis; cellular response to oxidative stress
Cellular component (GO): cytoplasm
Molecular function (GO): thioredoxin peroxidase activity
Source: RefSeq, a predicted model, not a curated record